Messenger RNA from Egretta garzetta (little egret), 1170 nucleotides. It is a transcript of the gene CRLF2, whose product is annotated as cytokine receptor like factor 2. Bases 1 to 1170 code for a protein of 389 amino acids. Gene Ontology annotation, cellular component: external side of plasma membrane. The record is from RefSeq and is a predicted model, not a curated record. Lineage: Eukaryota; Metazoa; Chordata; Aves; Pelecaniformes; Ardeidae. The transcript has 8 exons. Gene Ontology annotation, biological process: cytokine-mediated signaling pathway. Gene Ontology annotation, molecular function: protein binding; cytokine receptor activity.
AUGAUUACUCAUCUCUUCACAGUCUGUUGUGUCAUUCCAACCAUGAGACUCAUCUUUCAAGCAUGCUCAAUGAUCUUCACACUGGGCAACCUGCUGGCUUCUCAGUCACAAUCUCCUGGUUGGGAAGAUGCCAUCAGCAUAGUAAAUUUCAAUAAUGAGAAGAUGCAGAUCACAUGGGCAGCAAGAGAAAUACUCCCUGGCGAGAAUAUGUCAUUUUCUUACACAUUUGAUGAAGGCAAGCACAAAGUUUGGAAGCCAUGUCCCACCUAUUUAUUGGAUCAAGAUUAUAACUCUGGAUGUCUUUUUAAGACAGAAGGACCCACCCUUGCCAUCUCUAUCAGGAACACCAAUGGAAGUGAACAGCUUUCUAAAAUACUAAAGUCUGAUUUUUAUAUAAAGCCAAAUCGACCAGAAAAUGUGACCUUCUUCUGGAAAGAGGACACCGUUACUGUAAGCUGUAAUAAACCAGAGAAAGCUGUGAAGUGCUUGAGGCUUGAGCUUCAAUACAAAAGCAAGUUUGACAAAGACUGGCAAUCCAGAACUUCUAAGUGUUGCAGUGUUGGAGAGCAAGGCUUUGAUCCAAGGAAAUGCUAUUCUUUGCGGGUCAGACUGACGAGGCUAGUACCCUACUGCAACGUAGUUAAUUACAGCAGUGACUGGGAAGCAGAAACAUUUUGGAUGAAUGGCACAUCAUUAGAUUCAUGUGAUGAUGAUAUAAAAUCUCAGUCAAACAAACUAAUUGUUUUAAGUUGUUUGCUGGCAGUACUUCUAGUGAUAUUUAUCCUCUUGAUUCUUCUGUGUAAAUGGCAGAGCUUUCAAAAGUCAGUCAUGCCUGCUAUACCAGAUCCAAAAUAUGUAUUUACUGAUCUCUUCAAUGAUCAUAAUGGAAACUUCCAGGAAUGGAUAGACAAAACUGAUCAAGCAAUGGUACAAACCAAGCUAGAAUGUGAAGAGCCAGAGUGCAUCAUUGAGGCAGAAAGUCAGCAAGAAGAUGAGAAGAAUAGUGAUAAACAGGGACCUCAAGAAAAAAUCUUCAGUUUUCCAAGAGCAGCUGAAAAUAAUGACCCCAAAGCAGCUCAGAUUGCCUGCCUGAUGCCAACAUCCACCACUAUAGCUUCUUUUGCUGGCUUCCAGAUUUUAAUGAAUGAUGACAUGUAUGUGAUGUUAUAA